Molecule: messenger RNA, 1334 nt
Organism: Gymnodraco acuticeps
Lineage: Eukaryota; Metazoa; Chordata; Actinopteri; Perciformes; Bathydraconidae
Gene: mia
Product: MIA SH3 domain containing
Exons: 4
Coding region: 385-771 (128 amino acids)
Biological process (GO): extracellular matrix organization
Molecular function (GO): protein binding
Source: RefSeq, a predicted model, not a curated record
GUUCUGACAUCUAGUGGCGGAACAACGAAUGGAAAACACAGAUUAACUCUGAGGAAUGUGUUUCUACAAAGUUUUACACUCUGCUGUUUGAGCAAGGGUGACACAGGGUGAGGGGUGGAGAGAGGGGAAGGUCAGGACACAAGCAGGGGUCUGUCUAAUCCAGCCCUCCUCCUCACCCUCAUCCUGUUUACCUGCUUUUAGGGUUUGAAAGGAGCUCUGUGUGUGUUUGUGUAAGAGGUAAGGGGGUAGAGAGAGUAGAAAAAGGGACUGCCAUCCAUGUAACCUUCUUCUUUCUCAGAGACAGCAAACAGAACAGAAAGCCCACAAGCUUUUAUUAAGCUUAAAACAAGACCAUUGGAUCAGUAGGUGAGUUCAAAUACAGACAUGGAUUGCAAACUCUGGCUUGCUUUUUCAGUGUGGCUUUUGCUGCCCACCUCUGAAGCUGGAAGGCAGAUGCCUAAACUCUCUGAAAAGAAACUCUGCGCUGACUCCGAAUGCAGCCAUCCUAUCCUAAUAGCUCGUGCAGUGCAGGACUAUUACCCUGGAGACUGCAGAUUCAUCCCCAUCAGACAGGGCCAGCUCAUCUAUGUUUAUGCGAUGCUAAGAGACAGAGGGAACCUCUUCUGGGCUGGCAGUGUACAAGACUCCUAUUACGGACAGCAGGAGGCUCGCAUUGGUCACUUCCCAAGCAGCGUAGUGGAGGAGACCCAUCCCCUCAUGCCAGCCAGCACCGAAGUCGAGACUACUAACUGGGACUUCUACUGUAACUAAUGUUGCAUUUACCAACAAAGAGAACAACAUGGUAAUAAACUUUGUAUGUCCAAGACAAACAUAUGUUUUGAUCUUACACAGAUUGUUGAUAUGUAGUUUUGCUUAUCCAAACUGUUGAUAUCCUGCACCUUAGAAGAUAUGAACAGCUCGGCACAACAACAUAUGAUUCUAGAUUGUGAUCAUAAUGAAAAUGUCAAAGCGCUAUGAAGGGCUAUUGCUGCUUAACGCUCUAUAUUUGACUUGUGUCUGUUUUACUCUCUGUAAUACUCCAUCGUUCUGAUUGUAUCUGUUUCGCAUUUUUCUGAUUCACGUAAUUUGUGCUCCAUUGUUUUUGAUGUUUUCGCAUCACAAAAUAUACCAAUGUGACAACUGUCUAGAAUCUAGAUAAUGUCUACAAAAUAUACGAUGCUUUCUAUAUAAUAUUUGUAUUAUUAAAGGGGACUAUAUUGCAGUAGAGGACAAAUGCAUUGCACUGCAAAUAAAUGAAUCAUGAUUCCGCUUCUCUCCAAAUGUAUUGUAUGCAUGUGUUGCCUUUCAAAAACAGACAUUAAAAAAAGAACACA